CGCAGGCGCCAUGCGGGUCGAGCCCUGGAACUUGCUGCUGGCCUCUCCUCUCUGCUCUUCAGCUUCUCUUGGUUCUGCCUCUCCAGGAUGGCCGAGAUAAGCAAUCAACUAAUUGUAAAAACUGUAUUUUGGAGUUUAAGGAAAAUAUACUACAUUUAAAAAAUAGAAGUGAAAAUAUUCAUCAACAGCUCAAGAAAGCCUUGAAUGAGAUGCAUCAUGAAAUUAUACAGAGAGAAAAUCUGUCAGGAACCUUAGAUGAGAAGAAAAUGGAUACACUGAGUGAGCAUGAGAGAGUAUCUAAUAUAUUUGAAGACUUUAAGUUCUUUUUUCCUCAUGUAAGGAAAGUCAAAAGAAUUUAUCCUAAAGUAAUCAUAGGCCAAGGGAAAACAGGCGUUUCUUUUGCACUAGGUAUUCCCACUGUCAGCAGAGGAAAUCACACUUACCUGAAGCAAACACUGAACUCCAUUGUCACCAGGAUUAUGCCUUGGGAAGAGAAGGAUUGUGUAGUGAUUGUUUCUGUUUCAGAUAAAAUUUGAAGAUAAUAAUAAUAAAAAGAAACACUCUAAUACCUGGAACCUCAGAUAAUCUUGAUUUCUAAUGGCAUCUUUUGGAAAUUGGAAUGGUGAAAAUACAUAAUUAUCUAGAGGAGGAAAAAACAAUGAACAAACUAGUAGACAAGAAAGUGUUAAACGACCUCUUAAGAAAAAAUAUAACCUUUAUUUAUGAUUUUUGAACUCUAUUACAAUUUAACAUUAAUAAAGGCAGGAUGUCUUUAAAAAUUAAGAACAGAAUUUUAUUCACUUAAAUAGUAAUGCUAUCAUAUAAUCUCAAUAAAUAAGAAAAAGCUCAGAAACUGCUAUUGUCACAGAUAAGUUCUGUGUGAGUAGAUAAAUGUUCCUAUCCAUUUUGCUAAGACACUUAAAGAAAUAGCACAAAUUUGAGCAAGUUGGGGUCUGAUGGCACCACAAUGUCUUCCUGGCUUUUAAUAAAUGCAUUUCAAAGUAUAAACCUAACUUACGUGGCACUUGAGCUGGUUAUCAAACAUCUUGAUAUGUAUGUGUUCUUAAGAGUCAUUUAGUUCCAAAGAUUUUAUAGUUUAACUCAGACUAUUUAAGAGUGCUUAUUUUUCCAAAUGUAUUUUUUUCCCAUCUUUUAUUGUUGACUUCUCAUUUAAUUGCAUCGUUAAGAGAACUUUGUGAUAAAAUUUGGAAACUAUUGUAAAUCCUUGUGUUCCAUGUGAUUGUGAAAAGACUGAAUAGGCUCUGCACCACUGCAUUUUAAAUGUGCUGCAUUCCUUUGUUAUUACUAAUGUUGGCUUUUACCUUAAAAAAAUGUUAAAAGUGCUUGUGUUUAUUGGGUCCAGGGUUCUUUUAUAUCAGGUUUUUAAAUUAGAUUGUUUAAAUCUUUAAAACUCUUUGUAAUUUUUGUUUGCCAAAUCCAUCAGUUUCUUACAGGGCUUUAUUAAAAGUUAUUUUUCUUCCUGAUAUUCUAUUGAAUUUUACUCUUUCUGAGCAAUAAUAAGCUGUUUCUUAUCCUUUAAUACAUAUUACAGAUGUUAGUUUCACAUUUCUGUCUUAUUCUUGAAUAAUAACACGUUGUACAUUUGCCUCUGUGUGAACUGUAUCAUACACCAGUUUAUAAAGAGAAUAACAAAGAUGAACUGACGAGGUGUGUCCAUUUCAUCUUCUCCUUUUAGAAGAAAAUAAAUAUAUGUGCAUUACA
Messenger RNA from Heterocephalus glaber (naked mole-rat), 1722 nucleotides. The record is from RefSeq and is a predicted model, not a curated record. Lineage: Eukaryota; Metazoa; Chordata; Mammalia; Rodentia; Bathyergidae.